Molecule: messenger RNA, 2745 nt
Organism: Candidozyma duobushaemuli
Lineage: Eukaryota; Fungi; Ascomycota; Pichiomycetes; Serinales; Metschnikowiaceae
Exons: 3
Coding region: 1-2745 (914 amino acids)
Biological process (GO): ubiquitin-dependent endocytosis
Cellular component (GO): cytoplasm; cytosol
Molecular function (GO): protein-macromolecule adaptor activity; ubiquitin protein ligase binding
Source: RefSeq, a predicted model, not a curated record
AUGGAUUUCGCAAGAUCCCCGCUUUUCCCCGACGCCUCCUUGGCCCUCUCCCCGGCCAGAGACGAAAAUCCUGACGAACAGGUCCUUGUGCCGAAUCUUCCAGAUACUCCCCAGGCUCUGCUGCUGCUGGUUCAGGUUUUCAUUGUGCCUGCGGAGAAGUAUCUCUUUCUUCAGGGUUUCAAACCGGCAGAAGGGUGCUUGGUUCUACGGAUCCUCAAACCGGCUAAAGUGAAGCUGGUUUCUUUGCAUUUCAAGGGCAUUCAAAGGACAGAGUGGCCAGAGGGCAUUCCCCCAAAGAGAAGUAGCUACGCCGAGGUCAAUGACCUCAUAAACCACACAUGGCCUUUCUACCAAUCCGAUACGCAUACACCCAAUUUCGGAGCAGACUUUGUCAGACCACUUCCGACAAACCCCCACAAGGGCGACGACAUCACCCAUUUCAGUCUAUCCGAGCCGGCCAAUGGUGUCUCGGGGUCAGACUUUCUUUCUCCCGUAGAUACCGCCAGGGGGUUCGCUGCGAGUUUGAUAAAUAGGGCUACUUCGCCUAGAGGCACUUCUCCUUCGCCAGCGCCCGGAAUAACACCGGUUUCGUCAUUUCAAGAUUUGACCACGUCACAGUCGGCUGGCUCCAAUGCAGACCACUCUGCUCUGAAUGAGCCAGCAAAACCAGGCCUCUUCAUGCCUGGCGACUACAUCUACAACUUUGAGCAUCCACUUCCCGCUCUGUCGCCCGAAACGAUCGACUCCAAUUUCGGCAGAGUAUUCUACAACCUCGAGGCAAAUAUCAUCAGAAUGGGCGCUUUCAAGACAAACCUCACGGCCAGGUUGCCGGUGAAUGUGGUACGUAUUCCAUCUGACAACAGCGUGGAAGAGAAUGAGCCUAUUUUUAUUGAGCGUGACUGGGAGGACCAGUUGCGUUACGAGAUUCUUGUGGGAAGUAAGGCCGUGGUUCUAGAUACGUAUGUGCCCAUCUCGUUCAAGUUUAUUCCUCUUUAUGGCAAGGUUGCACUCCACAGAAUCCGUGUUUCUGUCACGGAAAACUGCCACUACUAUUGCCAUAACAAAACAGUGCACAGGGCAGAGCCCACGAGAAAGUUUCUUUUGCUAGAGCACAAAGCCAAGCCAAACAAGUCGCUUCUUUCAGCUCAAGGUUGCCUCACUGAUGAUGGACCAGACGUGGGCUCACCAGAAGACGAAGUUCUACCUCGUGAGCUCGAAUUCCAGAUGUUCGUGCCGUCCACCAUUAACAAGAAAUACAACUUUGCCAUGCACCCAGAUACGUCGUUUGAGAACAUUCAGUGUGACCACUGGAUCAAGAUCUCGUUGAGAAUCUCCCGGAAGGAUCCAGCCAACCCAGAGAAGAGAAAGCACUUUGAAAUCUCCAUCGACUCGCCUAUUCAUUUAUGCUCGCCAUUGGCUGCCCAUUGCAACACUUUGCUUCCAGCCUAUGACCGUCCAGAACAACCCGAGCAGCUUCCGCAAUAUGCUCCACUGUCGCCUCCAAACUCCCCUGAGGUGACGAUGGUGGACCAGCUGCAAAACGGCCAUUCCAUAUUUUCUGCCCUUUCAAACUUUGGCCACAAUUCUCCAACCUUGUCUGAGGGAUCCUCACGGUUUAGAGCUCCUGGAAGGUCUCCUACACCAUUGCUGUUCCAUCAUCUUUCCAAUAGUGAUGAGCCCAUAGCGAAGGAUCAUCGGAUCCACUUAGAGGCUAACCUCUAUUCUCCAAGUGAGGAAAAUGUGCUCGAAUCCUUGGGACUGCCACAAGCUCAACCACUUGCUAGUCCUAGAUCAGCAGCGCAUUCACCUGCUCCUUUCAGACCGGAUCCUAUGAGACGUCCUACUAUAAACCCGCCAUCUUUCGAGGCUAUCAACCCAGAUUUUGAUGGGACGCUUCCACCUGCUUACGAGAGGGAAGAUCCAGCGACGUCUCCAGUGAGAAAUGAGGUAUCGCCAACAAGAGCGAAACGGAAUUCUGGUGCAAAGGACACCGUUCCUUCGAUCGAGUUGCAAAGGCCGCUCACCGAUACCAGUGUUAGCUCCACAGGUAUCAAGGACCGUCUCAGCAAGCAGUUUGAGCCUAUUUCUCGUAAUAGCGAUGAUAGCUCCUCGGCUACAACUUUGACAGAAAGCAAGCCGUCGACUUCAUCAGAGGCAGAGAAGAAAACGGAGCUUGUACCUGAACCUAAAAAGAACGAGCAGAGGCUUUCUCCUGGUUUCAGGCCCAAGAGUCCUAGACUUCCAGAAACCGAAGAUGACAUGGAUCUUUCUGACGUGAGGCUGCUUAGACUGCUCAGUGGACCCGCUUCGCCUGUGAUUGGUCCGCUAGCUUCGAGACAGUCGUCGGUGGCUCUGGCAGUUGACGAUGACCCUCCUCUUGAGCUGACACUCCCUCUUUUGACUCUCAACGAAGGCUACACCGACGACAAUCUCAGCAACCUUCUGCUCGACGAAGGAAGACGUCCUAGUGCGUUUAUGAACACCAGCAUGACGGAUUUGAUGGGCAACAGCACGCUCAAGAAACACUACCAGGAGGAGCAGUCCUUUCAGAGCACCAAGGAGCGGCAGAAGUCGUUUGGAGUUAUUCCAAGCGGCGACAUUCCACAUCAGGGCACCACCCAACGCUCUCUGACAGCCAGUUCUGAGCAGAGUGAGUGGAUCAGUGAAGUUACCGAUAGCUCAGGCGACAAGGCCAACGAAGGGUUCAGACGGCUUUCCAAAGACGUCAACGAGCUCGUUAAAUAG